Triplophysa dalaica is the source of this 3730-nucleotide messenger RNA. It is a transcript of the gene znf296, whose product is annotated as zinc finger protein 296. Gene Ontology annotation, cellular component: nucleus. Gene Ontology annotation, biological process: positive regulation of transcription by RNA polymerase II. Gene Ontology annotation, molecular function: DNA-binding transcription factor activity; RNA polymerase II cis-regulatory region sequence-specific DNA binding. Lineage: Eukaryota; Metazoa; Chordata; Actinopteri; Cypriniformes; Nemacheilidae. The record is from RefSeq and is a predicted model, not a curated record. The transcript has 3 exons. The coding region runs from base 377 to 2290 and encodes 637 amino acids.
UAUGGGUGUCAAAGCAACAGCUGCGCGCCAUCAAAGCAACAAUUUACAUAAUUCCUCCAAAACGACAGCGAGAUAACGAAGAUUAAGAGUUUAGAUGACUUAAAAUCGCAUUUGAUGCUGUUGUCUAAGCACACGGGAGUUGUUUAAUAAGGUCAGUGAUAAGAGAGGAAAGGAGACGAUGAGGAGGAGGAUGUGGGGCGGGCUGAAGGGCUGGAGGCGUUCCUGUUGCCCUCCUCCUCCAGGGCCAGCAGACAGUGCGAACUUGAACGCUGACGGACACACGACAGUCGAGACACACAUACAUCACUGCUGUUUUAUGACAAUUUUAGGGUCGCUUUAGUUCUGGUGUAAUUUACGAGAAUCAGCAUUUGCCGCUAUGUCCAGGCGCAAACUCGGCAGCAGACCGCAACACCUGAGCGUAAUGGAAGACACUCUGGAGUCGGCGGUCAUCCCCAGCUCGUCCCCACCACCCGAGCAAACCCCUCAGCCUGAAGUUGGAGGCCGUGACCUGUUGACCUGCGGCCAGUGUGGUCAAGCGUUCCCGCUUGCCCACAUCCUUACCUUCAUCCAACACAAGCAGGGCGGAUGCGGCAGUGCCAGGGCCCCGCCUCAUAGCCACACCCCUCAGUCUCCAGCCAAUCGGAUGGUCCGGUCCGGUCAGGGGCCACCUGUGGAGGCGGGAUACGUGGAGCUCCGGCGAAUGACGGGCAGGACUUUGAAGGAAGAGCCAGGUGUGAGGGUGGAGGCGAAAAGAGCCGACGAACCAUCUAAUUUCACCUGCCAGGUGUGUCAGUGCAUGUUCUCCAGCGCAUGGGCUCUCCUCCAGCACGCUCAGAACUCACAUUCCCUCAUCAUCUACCAGGUCGAGGACGACAGGAUCGCACAGCCAUCAAAACCAGCAGCCAUGAUGGACCCACGUCACCUGGGCGCCGCUCUGGCCACUGCGUUCCAGCCAUCUUCCCAGCGACCGUCCCGCCCUCACAAGCCUCACAGCUCCACCCCAGCACCAGGAGCUCGCGACCUGCAGGGCCUGAACUUCUCCAUGUGUUUGCAGCGCCUGGCAGAGGUCAGCUGCGGUAACGGAGGAGCAGUACCCUCUCCGGCCCCCUCUCCACCAGCUGCGUCACCUUUUCCCCACUCCACUCCAUCACCCCACACAGCCUUCUCAUGCGAGGUGUGCGGACAGGCCUUUCAGUCUCUACGCAGCCUUUCCGCCCACCGGCGCACUCACGCCUGCGACAGACCCUAUCACUGCGGCCUUUGCCAGCUCACUUUCUCCCAGAGUGGGGAACUGGCACGACACAUGAGGAGCCAUCGCCGCACUGCUGGACAAGAGAUGUUUGAUUCCAUCCCUGCAAAUACAGAUGAGGACAGAAAGCUUUCUGGAACGGGAGAUAAUGGUAUUUCAGAGCAUCAGGGAGCUGGCAUGGAGGAAGGGAAGCACCCAGGAGGUACCAACCACAUCUUGAUGUCCUCGCAGUCCAGGGUUCCAGAUCGUAAUCUGCUGCGAUAUUACCAGCCUCAGCAAACCGCGGAUGAAGAAGGCCAAGGCGAGCCUCAGCAGCCUUCUCCUUACGGCAGCCCCUCGGAAGGCUCUCUGGAGAGCGGAGAUACAGGUGGAAGCGGCGAGAGUGGCAUCGCCAGCGGCAACUGCACACCUAAGCGGCCCGAACGAGAAGAUCGUCCUCAAGGCGAGUGGGAAACAGACAGAGAUGUAGAGGCUGCGGAUAUGGUCCAGGACUGGCAACGGCAGAACGCGAGACGGCAGGUCACCAGCGGAGGAGGUAAGAAGAAAAAGGAAGAGGCGUGCGAGUAUUGUGGCAAGUGUUUCCGUAACAGCAGCAACCUGACGGUGCACCGGCGCAGCCACACCGGCGAAAGGCCAUAUCGCUGUGGCCUCUGCAGCUACGCCUGCGCGCAGAGCAGUAAGCUCACCCGACACAUGAAGACGCAUGGCGCCCGGGGCACGCGCGCACCCUUCCAGUGCCAGCUGUGCUCUGUACCCUUCACCGUUUAUGCCACGCUGGAGAAACAUCUGAAGAAGGUGCACGGACUCACCCACGCUAGUGCCGGGGCUUAUACCCAGAGCCCACUCGCUGACAGUGUAAUCAAAAUGGAGGAAGACUCCAUCAACGAUCAGUCAGGAGCCCCCGUCACAGAAUCCAGUGUGGACGUUUGCGAGAAGCUCAAAGAGGAGGACUCUGAGAUGGGGCUCAGCGCUAAUCUCGAUGAACCUCUUACCUCCGAGGAAACCGGCAGUAAUGUACCGCUAGGGAAAACCACGGUAUAAAAAUAGUUCUGCACUUGACCAAAGUUACCAAGUGUGAAGAUCUUGCCCGCAGUUUAGCAUAUGCAUUCUAAAGUGUGAACAGACCUCUAGGACACAUUGCUAAUACUGACUAAGACAUUUUAGAUUAAGUGCCUAUAGAUAUACUAUUGGUUAAUACUGACAUACAAUAUCUAAGGAACUAAAGAACGUGAGUUUGGCCCAUUCACCAAUUUUUAAGACUUCUAUCAGCACUUCCUUCUUCAUCGGGAACACAGAGGAUUCCAGCUUAGAGUAUAUGGAGAUGCUUUUUGAGUCAUUUGAGGUUUCCAAAAGUCUCAAAAGACAAUCAUACAGGAAUAUUAGCGAGACUGAUUACCUGGACAUGUUGUGUUUACACUGUUGUGGCACUCUACCACAGAGCCUUAAAGGUUCAUGUUUUAUAAAAAUCUAAGACAAAUGUAUAUUGUCAAACAUCGUGCACCAAUGAGAGCAGACUUUGGAAUACAGAUUUCUGUGCUAUUUUUUAUCACAGGGUAGUUUGCGAUUUGUGCUUUCUUAACUAUCUGACAGGGUCAUGUUAUCGGUUUGUGUGAUACUGGGGGACUGAUAGGGUCUGUGGCAAUACAUUUUCACUGUCAAAGAACAUUUUGUCAUUUAGUUAAGCGGAGUUACUUAAAAUUUUGUAAAUAUUUAUUUUAGAUGGUUUAGAUGUUUCGCUCCAUAUUUCGCCAAAAUGGCAUUUUGGUUUAUAUAGCCACGCUUGCGCACAAAAACCAGUCACAUUCCAUUUAUUUUGUUGUAUUUCGUGAGCCUGGUUUGUGUCUGCUUACAGACAUUUGUUUUACUGCCUGAGCACAUACAAAUGCCAUGAAUCGUCUGUUCAUUUUGGUGUUUUUUUGUUUAUAUGUUCUGCAUGUUUCGUGGUUGUGCAAAUGAAAGGCCUUGUUUUGAUAAAAGAUUGGGUGGGGAACUACAGCACUGACCUGUUGAAUGGUAGACCCACCAAGAGAGCACUUGUGUGUGUGUGUGUGUGUGUGUGUGUGCGUGUGUGUGAGAGAGUCCAGAUAUAUUAUAAAUCUAUACAGGGAACAAUUGCUUUGUUACAGUUUUUAAUGAUUAUUGUCUGGCAGGGAACUGUUAUGUUACAGUCUAUAUUUGCGUGGAAAAAAACUUUGUAGAUUGAAAAUCAAAAGGGAGUUUUUGUAUCGACAAAUGUGAAAAAAACAAUUGGACAUGCACUCGUGUCCGUCUCUUCAGGGAGCAGUGAAUUGUGAACAAAAGCUCUUUUUCCCCCUCUGUGACUAAUGUAUAUUGUAAUUAUUUCUGUUGAUUCAGAUGUCAUGUCUAAUGUUAUUCUCCCAUCUUUGUAUAUGUAGGCCACAACUUUGCUGUCUUGUAAACAUAAUUUUUUAUUUCUAUGCAUAUUUGGAUUCUAAUUAAAAGACUGAGGCAAAGUCAAAA